CAAAGGUCAUUUAGAACGUAUUUAAUAAGAUGUAACUAAUGGAUAUAAGAUGUAGUGUGUUAUGGAUUUUCGUUCACCGACGACUAAUAACUUAGAAAACGCAGAAGAUGUCAUAUGACUACGGAGAAAAGAAUGGUCCCCACACAUGGGUUUUGCGAUUUCCGAAUGCUGGAGGAACCAAACAAUCCCCUAUCAACCUAAAUACAAUGUCAAUGAGGCUUGACGAAUCAUUAACUCCAAUUACUGUAGACUUUAGUGAACUACAGAAACAAACUUUGCACGUCAAAGAACAUAAUUUCUCAGUUGAAGUAAAGGGAAACGGAGUCUUAUCCGGUGGUCCAUUGUCAUCCGAAUAUAAACUGACACAAUUUCAUUUACAUUGGGGAUCUGGUAAUAACUGGGGCUCUGAACAUAUGAUCAAUGGAAUAAGUUGUCCAGCUGAAUUACAUUGUGUAUUUAUCAACAGUAAAUAUGCGACAAUGGAAACUGCCAUUACUUAUUCUGAUGGAUUAUCAGUGAUUGGGAUAUUUUUUCAACUGGGCAAAUCAUCGAAUAAUACUACUACUAAUAAUAAUGCUUUAAAACGUUUAUGCACAUUACUAAAAUCAACAAAAAAGGGUGAAAGCAAAGAUAUUCAACCACUGCUUGAUUUGAACACACUUUUACCAAAUGAUUUAUCUAGAUACUAUACCUAUUCUGGAUCAUUAACUACUCCACCGUGUAAUGAAUGUGUCACAUGGAUUGUUUUGGAUGAACCGGUAGUGAUGACUAUUGAUCAACUUGAAACAUUACGACAAAUGCAUGCAAACUGUGUAUCGUGUGGUCAAACUGAUAACUUUCGCCCGAUCUGUCCCAUUGGUUCACGUUCAGUAAGAUGUUCAUUUCGAGUUUAAAAAAACAAAACAAAACAAAACAAAACAUGCAACUUCAUUUCAUUCGAAACUUAAUCUAAUCAUUGAGAAAGUAGCCAGAUUCAUUCAAUUAAUUCAUUGAUAUACUAUUAUAGUUUACUCGUUGCACAUUUCUUUUACUUUGUGUACACAGAAAAAAAGCCCUAAUUCACACAACAGACUUAAUCAAUAAAAUAAUAUAACACUCAGGAAUAAUUUUAAAUCACUCUCUCUCUCUCUCUCUCUGCAUACAUUGAUUGUAAUUCUAGUCGAUAAUGAAUGAGAAGCCUAUGAAACUAUGCAAUUCGUUCAUUGAUUUUAUUUUUUUCUUCAUUUCAAAAACAAAAUGUACCCAAUCAAUUUUGAAAGAAAAGUAUUCUAUUCUUAUCAAAUUAGUAUUUCACUGCAAAUUCUAAACGAUCAAAUUACCUGAUUUUGAUAUAUAUUUGAGAACGUCUUUCUUAUUAUUUUCCUUUCUCUCGCCCUCUCUCUCUCUCUGCCGCUCUUUCUCUCUUAAACUGUGGGAAAAAAUCAUCAAGAGUCUAUUUAUUUUAUUUAAUUUUAUUUUAAUGUUUCAUGUCAUUGCCUCAACCUAAUUUCCUUCCUAUUUACAUCCUGUUUUGUACUGUUGUCAUUGAUGAUUGUUGUCUAUCAUUGGCCAUCUCACAUUACUGUCGUUUGCUACAACAGCCCCCUUUGCCCUUCUCCACCGCUCAUUAGACUGAUGCAGUUGCAAUAAAUUGUAAUCGUAAUUUCAAAAUUCCAAUAGUUCAUUGAUUUCAUUUAUUUACAGUAGAACAAUUUCACGAAAAAAAGAGCAAUAAAUAUACAUUUAUAUAUAUAUA
Molecule: messenger RNA, 1735 nt
Organism: Schistosoma turkestanicum
Lineage: Eukaryota; Metazoa; Platyhelminthes; Trematoda; Strigeidida; Schistosomatidae
Source: the annotation of a GenBank genome assembly